AUGGUGCAGCAGCAAGCAUUGAGGGUGAAGAGAACUGCAGUGGUGGCUCAGCUAAAGCAUUUGCAGGCAGAAACUGAGCCCAUCUUCAAACUGUUUGAAGACCCAGAAACCACCAGACAAAUGCAGCCCAUCAGACAUGGAAGGAUGCUGUUUAAUUACUUGGCAGACAAACAUUCCUUUCAGGAGAACAUUCUUUACCAUUAUGCAAAGUUUCAGUAUGAGUGUGGUAACUACUCUGGUGCUGCAGAAUAUCGCUGCUUUUUCAGAGUACUGGUUCUCUCCACAGACAGGAAUGCUUUGAGUUCACUGUGGGGAAAGCUUGCUUCUGAGGUCCUCAUGCAGAACUGAGAGGCAGCCAUGGAGGACCUAACACGCCUCAGAGAAACCAUCGACAACAACGAGUCCUAACAGCAUUAAACUUUUAAUUCAGUGAGUUCACCUCUCCAGUCUCUGCAGCAAAGAACGUGGCUCAUUCAUGGGUCCCUUUUUGUUUUCUUUAAUCACCCCAAAGGCAGAGACAACAUCAUUGAGCUCUUUCUCUACCAACCUCAGUGUCUAAAUGCUUUUCAGACCAUGUGCCCACACAUUCUGUGGUACCUGACCAUGGCUGUCAUUACUAAUAAGGAUGUGAGAAAGCGAAGACAAGUCCUCAAAGAUCUGGUGAAAGUUAUCCAACAGGAGUCUUACACCUACAAGGAUCCCAUCACCGUGUUUGUGGAGUGUCUUUAUGUUAACUUCGAUUUUGACAGUGCUCAGAAGAAACUCCGGGAGUGUGAGUCAGUACUGGUGAACGACUUUAUUUUGGUGGCUUGUCUGGGGGAUUUCAUUGAAAACGCCGAGACAUUCUGUCGGAUUCAUCAGUGCAUCAGCAUCAGCAUGUUGGCAGAUAAGCUGAACAUGACCCCUGAGGAGGCUGAGCGAUGGAUAGUAAACCUAAUCCGCAAUGCCAGGCUGGACGCUAAAAUUGACUCCAAAUUGGACCAUGUGGUGAUGGGUAACAAUUCUGUCUUACCGUAGCAGCAGGUCAUAGAGAAGACCAAGAGUCUGUCAUUCCGCUGCCAAAUGCUUGCCAUGAACAUUGAGAAGAAAUUCAGCCACAGCAACAGAAAUUAGACACCUAACUGUGCAGGCCAAGAUACCAGAUUCUAUUAGAUCAGCACAAGAACCAAGUAAAUAAUCUGUCAUCCUUAUCUGUAU
This is a messenger RNA of Trichomycterus rosablanca, 1197 nucleotides long. RefSeq names its product eukaryotic translation initiation factor 3, subunit E, b (gene eif3eb). Lineage: Eukaryota; Metazoa; Chordata; Actinopteri; Siluriformes; Trichomycteridae. Gene Ontology annotation, molecular function: translation initiation factor activity. The record is from RefSeq and is a predicted model, not a curated record. Gene Ontology annotation, biological process: translational initiation. Gene Ontology annotation, cellular component: cytoplasm; nucleus; eukaryotic translation initiation factor 3 complex.